Molecule: messenger RNA, 9918 nt
Organism: Tympanuchus pallidicinctus (lesser prairie-chicken)
Lineage: Eukaryota; Metazoa; Chordata; Aves; Galliformes; Phasianidae
Gene: CDHR1
Product: cadherin related family member 1
Exons: 20
Coding region: 6195-8816 (873 amino acids)
Biological process (GO): homophilic cell-cell adhesion
Cellular component (GO): plasma membrane; catenin complex
Molecular function (GO): cadherin binding; calcium ion binding
Source: RefSeq, a predicted model, not a curated record
CCAAGGAGCUGCUGUGAGCCACAGGACAAGCACUCUGCAUUGGAGCAUCCUUCCGUGCUCUGAAACUCAAAACCAGGCACUCUCUUAACUGGUAGUGCUUUCGCUAAAGCAGCUAACUGCUGCCUGAUUUAUGAGUAAAUUGUUUCUCGUAGGAGGAAGGGCUGUUUGUUUCCAUACCCUAAAGUGCAAUACAAAGGCCAAAUCUCCACCCAAUCUCAAGACAGGUCUGAUCAACAUUAUAAAAAAACGCGAAGCUAUGCUGGAGGCAAACCAAAACGCUCCUCAGCCUCCUAGAAGACACCUCCUGACUUGUUGGGAGGAUGAAGCUCCUGGUGCUCUGUGGCUUUCUGUUUGUCUUCCUUUUGUGCCUCAGUGCCUUUACUGCAGAAGGUCGGAAUGUUAAAAAAGGCUGCUGUUUAAAACUGGCCAAAAUCAACAGAAGAGUGCAUAAAGGUUCGCGUUCCAAAAUGACUCCAAUGCAAAUAAGGAAAUGCAAGCCCUGUGCUGCACCAGGCCCUGUCUUCGCUCCCGGACCUCUUCCACAGCUAAAAUGAGCAGACGGAGCAUCUGUCUGCCCGCAUGUCCCAGUGCUUUACUUGGUUGAGGGUCCUCUUUUUGCAAAUAGUGCAUGAAUGCCUGCUACUUUGGUCAAUAUUUAUGUAUUCCCUCAGGUUUCAUCUUGUUAUCAUUAACUUGGCAGCUGAGAAGCCAGGCAGAGUUGCCUGGCUGCUACUAGACUUUAUCUGUUGCAUGUUCCUCUUAACCAAACAGGGAGUUAGCUCUGCAAGCAAGCGAAAGAAGAAGGCUGAACAAAAUGCUUUGGUUUGCAUUUCUGGAUGGGAAAAGGCUGAUGUUAUUGUUUCUGGUUAUCGCUAUAUAUACAUAUGGGUGUAUUCAACAUUUUAUCUGAGUAAUUUCUUAUUGACAAAAGGAUUCUGCUUGUAGCUAGGACAGACUUGUUCCUGCAACAUUUGUUCUCACUGCUCGAAAUCCACUCGUAAGUGGAGUUCUAGCAAGUGAAAAUGAGCUUAUGAUUUAGAAGGGGCUGAGAAGCUAGAUAAGCAGGCUGUUUUAAAAUAGUUGCAGAGGACUAGAUUCAAAUACAGUUCUAAACACUUCAGUAUCUCCUCUGGGGGACAAACUGGGCUUCAAAAGCAUGGGGGCUGUUCUUUCGCUUCCCAGAAGCAUGUCAUCAGGUGGUUAUUAAAUAUACUGAAAGGAUGUUGAGGUUAAUCAGAUUAAAUCUUCUCCUUCUGAAGCCAGAAGGCAGUUAUUCUGUUCAAGCACCUGAUCUGUGUGAUCACUUCAGUAAACAGAACUCACUGAAGUGUGAUAUUAAACAAAUGAUAUGAAUAUUGCCUGAGUGCUAAAGAGAGAAACAGAAGUUGUCUGAUGUCAUCACCACUGGAGUUUUCACUCAGGUAUCUCUUGUCCUUUUCUACCUGUCUCCUGUCUGUGCUGUUAUUUCUGUGCCUGGGGUGAGUCCUCAAACAAGAAUUGUUUGGAGGUUUAUGAGCUUGGCUUUCCCUCUAGUGAAUACAAGGUGCAUUGGAAAGCUUUUCCGCUCUUGGGCAAAUUGAAAUUUGCCAGUAGUAAUUUUACCUUCAGCAGAAGGAAAACUGCGGUUUCCCUAAGGUAAUUUCCAGGAUGAUAGAAAUGGUCUCUGUGCCCUUCAUUAAUCUGGGGUAGCUGUGUAGGGGUGGUUAGAUGCCUAUUGUAACCCACCCAGGCAGUAGUGUUUCCCCAGAGAGAAGUUAACGGGCACUCAGAUCUGGCCAUGCUCUCUUAUUGUCAACGUUUAUAUUGUGCUGAGCAAUUGCUAUUACUGCACUUUAUUGUUUUUUGAGUUCAGGUAGAUCUGACCCUCAGCUUCCUAGCUGUGAGCUGACCACACAUGGUGUUUUCAUAUCAAGGAUGAAAAGGAUCCUCUGGUCCUCGCAGGAUCUGAGCCAAGGUUGAUGGAAAAGCUGUGUUCAGUAGUUACGCUGACCACUGAGCAAACAUGGUUAGCUUUAUUUUGGUUUUGUACGUCACAAAAGGUGUCAGCAAUAGCAGUGAUGUAGUAACUGUUUUGGAUAUGACAUGUUUUCAGCUGUGGUUUUAUCUCUAAAAUGUGGCAAUGUGUUUACAGCCCCAUGCAAAGCGUUAGUAACAGCUAUGAGGGGUUGUGCUCUCUAACAACGUGAGUUAAGGCCAUUUGUUUUAUGUUUGCAAAAUGCUAUGAGAUUUUUCUUUUUGUCCUCCUAACAGCAGGAUCCACGCUCUGGUCCUUUUUCAGGCAGCGUUGUUUCUGGUAGCAAAAGAAGUUGCCCAAGACCAUCAGCAUAAUUAGAGAAAUGCUGGAGGUCUCUAGACAUCACCAAGGCACUUGGGUAUUUUUAUUCACCUGGCUUCUCAGACUAGCCUCAACCUAGGGUUAAGGGCUCUUCAAAUAUAUAAAUAUGUCAUGUCAGUGAGGCCUUGGUUUUGACUGAACAAACUAAAGCAGGACUCCUCAAGCUAUUUCAGCUCUGACUGUGAUGACUGCUGCUCAAAUAUGGUUUUUGCCUGGCCUACCAGUAUCCAAGAGGUCAUCUAUCAUCUUCCCGAAGGUGAUUCCUCACCUUGAAAUCGGACUUCUACUUCUUGAACUAUUUUCCUUAUGUGGUAGAACAGAGUUACCUCCUGAUCGCAGCUUCACCUUAUAGGCACCUGUUCUUCAUUUUGUUUCCUUUAUUUCCAUAUUUAUUUUUUUGGCUUUACCUGAGGAGAAACAUAUUUACUCAGUGGCUUUGCAAAAUCCACAGUCGGCAUGCUUACACGAAGCAAUAAAUUCAGCGUGCCCAAGCUCACACAUGCAUUUCUUUGUAUCCUGCAUUUUUGUGUGCACCUGGCUGUCAGGCAUGAAGACUGUAGAGCUUUCAAGUUCCAAUAAAGAUAUUUUUGAUGUAUCUCUAUGCCUCCCAGAAUACAUGUUGGAUCCUAGUCUGAUAUUGUCCACUUGUUCUGAGAUUAAUACCAUCAGCUGACACCAAAUUGGUCUUUUAUAUGCUACUACGGAUGUGACCCAUCAGGGGCACAGAGAAAUGGUUGCUGCUGAGAGAGGCUGUUAGAGCACAAGCAGUUUGUUGUUUUUUUCCUACAAACUCUGUACCACAAGUCUCAAAGCUACAUAUUCUUUGUACAAAUAAUAAUCUCAGAGGUGUAUUGGGGAUUCUUGCCGUUGAACCCUCAGCCGUCUUGACUCUGGCCUACACCUCAUUCGAGGGUCUGGGUGUAGCUGCUUUCAGGAUUUUAGCUCUGCAGAAGUUCUGUUAAUCCAAAGUAUGGGCUACUAUGGCAGCUUCCUAUGAUUGUAUUUUCUAAGAAAAAACAAAAUCCUGCAUAGGUAACAUCAUUAUAAAUGAUUAGUCAGGUGAAGCAUGAAAGCAGAGGCAUGACUUCUUGGUCUUGCAGAUCUGUAUGCUCUUGCUGAAGCUGAGUGGAAGGUUCUUCGUGAUUUGAGUGUUCAGAAGAUUGAGUCUAGAGACACGUUGCCUGAUCCUCUUCUGUCCAGUUUUGCUGCUAACUGACCUACCAGACAGAUACAGCAGCAUUGCCAGAUGGUGAAUGGAGAUUGAAUUCUAUCUAUGUUUGACCAAAGUUCAUUUUGAGAAGAAUCCAGCUAAAAUUUAGCUGUGACUUUCUUCUCUCCUUAGUUGAAGCUGAGAGGAAAAUUGCUUCACAAGUCAAUCUUUUUUUUUUGGCAUCAAAUGGAUGAAUUUUUCCCUCAUUAGAUCUGAGCAGUUGUCUCUGCUGUUUUCUCUGCAGAAUUAAGUAUUUGUUUAGAUGAUGGUGGGGAGAAAAAAGAGCUCCUUAGCCCUACAUUAAGUAACAUGUGCAGGCAUGUUGGUUCUGACUCGUGCGUGACUUCAGUUCCCAGCAGCAAUUCAGCAUUAUAAGGCUUCUGGUGGGCACUGGAUGACUAAGUUGCUUUCUAGCACCCAGCUGUCUCAUCAUAUUUCAUAUUUUCAUCUUGGAGUAGGUGUAUAGGCUUGGGAGAAUUUCCCCCAAAUUACUUGUGUUUUCAGUGUGUCACUGGUGAAAUCUGCUGGAAAAGUUAUCUGGAUGUGCAUUUGUCCGAGUCAUCAUUCAGCCCUUCAGCUGCCACUUUGCCUCAGAGGCCCUGCUGUGAGUGUCAUCAGGCAUAGGGGAUUUAAUUCCACAUUUUCAGGCUGGUACUCAACGAGGGAAUGACAGAGGCCAGAGAUUUGCAGUAACAUAAGCACAUUACUGUCUCAAUGCCAUCUAGUCAGCCUCUGAAAGCCUGAUCAGAGAAAUCAGGUCACUUGAUGCCUUGAGAGAUCCUAAACUGGGCACUACUUGCCUGUCUUCUUGCACGCUCCCAAAAACCUCUGCAAUUGCAAGAAGCUGUCAAACCAAGCCCAGUUGAUGUCAGGCUCAAACUGCAUGCGGCGCGUUUGCUGGAGAGCAAGUGAGUCACUGCUAGCAGUGCAGCACAGAUGCUUGCAGGAGAGGGUUUAAGCCUUGUAUGGGAGAAAUACCAGCCCAAACAUUUGAAAGCUUUUGUGCACAACGUGCCUGUUCAGCGAGUGAUUGUGAUCAAGUCUCUAAAACUAGACCACACAUGCAGCCUUCUAACAGUGUAGCUUACACAAUUGUGAUAUGCUUAACACACUCAAAGCACUAAUAGACCCUGGUUAAUAAGAUGUCCAAGUCUGAAAGCGAAACAGCAGUAGGGUUUCUCUCAGCUGACAAGCAAGGUGACACAAUGUCUGUCAGUGGCAGAAGAGAGCUGUUCUCCUCAUUUCUCCAGUGUUGUUUGGUCAUUAGCACUGAUCUCAACCCAAGGGACAAAAAGGCACAUUCCCAGGGAGUGCUAUGUGGUAAGUUGUAGCCAAUUCAUCUUCCCUUGGUUUCUGGAAAUAAGAUGUCUGUGGCAUGCUCUUAUAAUUGGAUCCUACAGCCACAGUGCACUGGAUAUUACCAUCUUUGCUAGGUGGUUUUUUGAGUCAAAACUUCCCAUUUGUCUCACUGAAGAGCCCUAUGUCAUAGUCAGUGCUGGCUAUGCGGUGUGCUCACUGAGCAGAGCUAAAACUUGUUUGCAUCUGCCUGGCAAGAAAGAUGAUUUCAUGCAAAAACAGUGUGAAGAAGUCCAUCUGAUCAGAGAAGCAAUCAGAUGUUUUGAAACAAGUUUCUGAAUGGGAUGGAUAUUCAGUAGGGUCCACAAGUGCCUCUAUAAAACAUUCCCUUCAACUUAAGAACCUUUCAGUUGCUAACUUUUGAUUAUAUGGGAAACAAUGAAUAAUGGUUGUUGUCACUGGGUUCUUGUCUUGAAGUUGUUUGAUUGUACUAAGGUUAAACAAACAAGCAUUUUCCUUUGUCUUGGUUAAGUAUAUACUUAGGCUGCUUGCUUCUGUGAAAGCAUUUGGAUGAGUGGAUGAUGAGAUGAAACAGAAAAUACCUGAGCUCAAGUUAUGUCUGGGAAAGGAUUACAUACGUGGUUAAUAUUAAUAAUAUUAAUAUGGCCUUGUAAUUUCCACCUUUGAUGUUUGAAAUCCCCCAUAUUUCUAUUGAGUUAGGUGAAGACUGACUAGAUUGGAGAAAAGAUCCUGAAGUCUGAGAAGUGAAAUCCAUUCAGUUCUCAAAUUGGCACCUGUAGUUGAGAUUCUCACUAUAUAGUCCUAUCAAAUCUACUAACGGGUUGUUAAAAAAAAAAAAAAAGAGAGAGAGAGAAAAAUUCAAUAACUGUGGUACUUUGAGAUAAAGUACUUAAAGGUGUGUGAGGCGAAGAGCCUGUCUGUGGGCUUUAUCCAGUGUAAACAGCUUGCUUUGAAAAUCAUGAAAACUAGUGUAUUUAGAGGACUGUUGACUGCGUAGAAAUUUCUCCAGUGGCAGUUACCAAAAGUUUAUGUGGGAACAGAGUGAUAGUCCCAUGUGUUUUUGAGGUAAGGUAAAUUACUUCAAAGCCAAGUUUUUAGAUCUCGUGUUAUGGAUAGAAAAAUUAUUGAAAUGUAUCUUGCAUUCAGAACUUUCAGAUUAAGGAUGAACUUUGGUGUAAGGAUUGCCUCUCAUUACAGCAAUCCAAGGUGAAGACUGAGGUGUUCUCCAGCCAGUUAGAUCUUCAAAAUCCUAACAAGUUACCUGCAGCACCAUUUCUUCAAGUAUCAUAAACACCCUAUAGCAGGCUGUAAUGAGGAAGAACCACAUCUGAGAUGAAGCAGUGGGAAUUGUUGCUUCAUCCCAGGAAUUCCCCGAACCUACUCCAUGACCACCUACUGCUAAUGACUGUAAUUUGUGUUCAGGCAAAUUAUGCCCCCUAUUUCUUCGAUAAUGGAGCCAGGAGCACAAAUGGGAACAUGGCACUCCUCAGCCUUUCCGAGGACACACCAGUUGGUGCCCACGUUUAUACUCUGAAUGGAACUGAUCCGGAAGGAGAUCCUGUGACGUACGGCCUGACCUACGAGGCUGGAUCCAGGCGCUACUUUUCUGUUGAUGGGAACCUUGGAAACGUGACGCUGAUUGAGGAACUUGACAGAGAGAAAGAAGAUGAGAUUGAAGUUGUUGUCAGUAUUUCAGAUGGCCUGAGUACAGUUUCAGAGAAAGUGAGGAUCCUUGUAACAGAUGCUAAUGAUGAGAGCCCAGAGUUCAUCAAUACACCUUACAUAGUCCAAGUCCCAGAGAACUCUCCUUCUGGCAGCAGUAUCUUUAAGAUUGAGGCAGUUGACAGAGACACCGGUUCUGGAGGAAGUAUCACCUACUUCUUGCAGAACAUCCAUGCUAAUAAGUUUACAAUAGACCGUCACAGCGGCGUCCUGCGCAUCAAAUCGGGGAUCACCCUGGACUACGAGAAGUCAAGAACGCAUUUUGUUGUCGUGGUAGCCAAGGAUGGCGGUGGGAAGCUGAGGGGAGACAACAAAGUGUUCUCAGCCACAACAACUGUCACCAUCAACGUGGAGGAUGUUCAGGACACUCCUCCCAUGUUCAUUGGGACUCCCUACUAUGGAUACGUCUAUGAGGAUACGCUUGCAGGCUCUGAGGUCCUCACUGUUGUUGCACUUGAUGGAGACAGAGGAAAGCCAAACAGUAUUCAUUACUCCAUCGUGAAUGGAAGUGAAGGUUCUUUUGAAAUCAGCAACAUCACCGGAGCCAUUUCUGUUAUAAAAAGUCCAAAUCAGCUCAAGAAAGAAGUGUAUGAACUAAGAGUUCAGGCAUCAGAAGUCAGCCCAGAAGGGGAUGUCUCAGCAUACGCCUUUGCCAUGGUGACUAUAAGGGUGGUUGACCUCAACAACCAUCCGCCGACAUUUUAUGGAGAAAGCGGUCCCCAGAACAGAUUUGAACUGACCAUGUACGAGCAUCCCCCAGAGGGUGAAAUCUUGAGAGGGCUGAAGAUUACUGUCAAUGAUUCAGAUCAGGGAGCCAACGCUAAAUUCAACCUCCGUCUUGUUGGACCCGGUGGCAUUUUUCGAGUCGUUCCCCAGACGGUCCUGAAUGAGGCUCAGGUUACAAUAAUAGUGGAAAAUUCUGCUGCUAUUGACUAUGAAAAAUUCAAGGUCUUAACCUUUAAGCUUCUUGCAAUAGAGGUGAACACACCAGAGAAAUUCAGCUCAACAGCUGAUGUAGCGAUACGCCUGCUGGAUACCAAUGACAAUGUCCCAAAGUUCUCCUCUGAUUACUACAUUGCCAGGAUCCCUGAGAACUCUCCAGGGGGCUCAAAUGUAGUUGCUGUAACUGCUACAGACCCAGACUCUGGGCUUUGGGGAGAAGUCAAGUACUCUAUCUAUGGAACGGGAGCAGAUCUGUUCCUAAUCCACCCAUCGACGGGUAUAAUCUACACCCAACCCUGGGCUGUAUUAGAUGCUGAAGUGAACUCAAAGUAUAAUUUCUACGUGAAAGCAGAGGACACAGAUGGGAAAUACAGCUUGGCUGAAGUGUUUAUCACUGUGCUAGAUGUCAAUGACCACUCUCCAGAAUUCAAUGAAAACAUCCAGGAAAAGACGAUGAUCAUCGGGUCACCAGUGAAGAUAGAGGCUAUAGAUCAAGAUGCAGAAGAACCAAACAACAUUGUGGAUUAUUCCAUCAUGCAAGCAGAUCCAGCCAAUGUGUUUGAUAUAGACCAAAGCACGGGGGAAAUCAAGCUGAAGUCCUAUAUCCGUUCCCUGGACAUCAUCCACAACAUUACAAAGAACAAAGACUGCAUAUGGUCAUUGGUGGUGCAGGCCAAAGACCGAGGCUCCCCAUCCUUCAGUACCACAGCAGUUCUGAAGAUUGAUAUCACAGAGGAGACUCUUCACAAAGGGCCUAUGGCCGCCUUUUUGAUGCAAACUAAAGAUAACCCCAUGAAAGCCUUAGGAGUGCUAGCUGGUGUCAUGGGCAUAAUGGUGCUGAUAACUAUCAUGAUCUCUACUGCCAUGUUCUGGCGCAAUAAGCGGUCCAACAAAAUCAUGCCGGUAAGAAGGAUCAUAAAAAAGAGACAGACCCAGCCGUCCCGCACGGUGAGGAUGGAGUGGCUGAAGUUCAAGAGGCCUAGUAAUGCUGCGGAGAAGUUUGUCGUUGAGGACGAUGCCAAGAGCCUGCAGAACGAGAACAGCAACAACAACGUCCAAGCAGCCCCCGUGCCCCCAGCCGCUCCCUUGCCCCCGCCGCCCCCCACCCUGGCCGCCAGUGGGAACACCGCAGUGUGGCGGGUGCCAACUGUGUCCGGCUCCCUCACUCCCAAGUUCAUCAACAAGCAGCUGAAGAAGAGAGGUCAUAGCAGUGCACACAACGCCCUGGUGUCAGAGCUCAAAAUGAAGUUUGAGAAGAGAAAUGCAGCUAUGGGUGAGCCACACAUCUAGGCCAUGUCUAGGUGCUCUUGGCAGCCCCGGAGACUGUGGGUUGCGGCUGCACGUGGGUAUGUUAUAUGCCGUGGUCUUCCCUGUCUGUCAAUACCCGUGAACUGAGAGCAGCUUCUCACUGUGAUAGCCAUCCCUCACCUUCCAGAAAUAUUAUGUGCUGUGGAGUCGCCCCACCUGUAUCAAAUGUUGUGAUCUGUUCCCAGUUAGGACUGCAGUUCCUUCAUUCCAUAUCCCAGAGCUUGUUCCACCCUGCAGCUGUCUAACCAGGGUGCUCCGUAUGCUCUUGCGCCAACCAGAGCCUCCCAAAGUGAGCAGGUCUUUGGGCUGCCCCUGUUCCAGAGACCCUUAGUCAGCACUCUGCAGAUGUCACUUCUGAUCAGGUCUGGUAGGUGGAGCUGAGGCAUUCAAAAACCCUUCACUUCAAAACCCAUAACCAGUUCAGAAGGCAUUGUUCUGGCUGUGGCAGCAGGGGCAGUGUGCAGGUCUCCUUCUGCACCAGCUCACAGAACACUGAGAGCAAGCUGUGUGCAGGUGAGACCUGUCUUCAGGCAUGAUGUGCAGUACAGCAGCUGGUGGAAUAAUGUGCUAAUGGCAACAGCACCCUUCAUCCUGUGUGCAGGCUUGGAAAAGUUCUUUGUUUUCCUGCAGAUUAUGCUGGGUUUUGCCAGAGCACAUUGGCAUGAUCCCUCUGCCCCAAGAUUGUCAGCUAACCUGAGGAUGGGAGGACAGCUGGGGCAGGAUACAAGCACAAGAAUUCAGUAGUAGUGCUCACCUGAUACAGCCUCCUUCUGAUCACAUACCCAAAUGAGAGGCAAGCCGGCAGGAGAAGGAUGUGAUUAAAGCAGUGGGGAAAAUAAGGUAAAACCGAAAGAAAAAUUAUAUUGGAAAAAUAGAAACAAAGUACUGGAAAGUCAUACGUAUCGGUCAGGGAAAGAUAAUUUGGUUCUGUAUAAUGCUAGCAGGGGGCUUGGAGAACAGAUUUCAUCAUCCCUACCAGCUUGCUCCAGGGACUGGAGAGUGUAACAGGAGGUUCCAUAAAACAUUCUGGUUUGUACUACCAGCAUUUUGCCUGAAUAAUGCAACAGAUAACUGGAAAGACUUU